ACUCAGUGGUAGAUCAUUUGCCUAGCACAUGUGAAGCACUGGGUUUGAUCCUCAACACCACAUAAAAUAAUAAAAUAAAGGUAUUGUGUCUAUCUUACAACUAAAAAUAUUAAAAAAAAAAAAAGAUUCAUUAGAAGAGCACCUAAACAGGUCGGAAAUUAAGAACUUAUUUACCCCGUUGUUCAAAUAAUAAUUAACACAAUGAUGCCCAACAUCAUUUGAAGCAUUUAUAGGUAUGUUAAUCCAUUUAUUCCUCACAAUAAUUACCAUGAGGCAGAUACUCUUGUUCUCAUUUUACAAAUAGGAAAAGCAGAGAAGUCACUUGCCAAAGAGAAUACAGUAGGGCUGGAGUUGUGGCUCAGUAGAGUGCUGGGUUUGAUCCUCAGUGUUGGGUGUGUGGGAGACCUUGCCUUUUGGUUUCAUUUCCCCCUUCCGGGUUUCUCCCACUGAACUUAAGUUUCUGUCUCUUGAGGAGAGAGGCUCAGGCUGCUGCUCUCUUCCUCUCCUUUUCUUAGGGCAGCCGCCCCCCCACCCAAUAAAAUCUCUUGGUUGAAUUUUCGUCUCCGGUGAGUCACUCGCCUUUAACUCAGCAUCACACAAAAAUAAAGCAUACAAUUUGAUGUUUUUUAAAAAAGAAUAUCAUUAAUAUAAGUGCUGGAGCUGAGAUUCAUAUAUCUAGGUGGUCUGACUCUAGAGUAUAAGUAAAUCAGAAACAUGAUAUAUGGUUAUAUAAAAGCAUGAGAUAUUUGUUUUAUAGUAUUUUAAAAGCUUAGGAGCCAAAGUUCCUAUAGUGACAUAAUGUUUUCGUUUUUAUAUAACGUAUAGCUUUGAAUACAAUUGAAUAUGGAGAGGCUUUUUUACUUAUAUAAGGUAAAAAAAACUACUAUAUGGGAGAGUCAGAAUUCAAAAUCUGAUAGUCUGACCUCUGAAUUGAGACAUUGGGCAAAAAAGAAGUAGCUGGAGAGGUUUGUGAAUAAAAGACCAAAUAUCAAAAGCUAUUGUGUUCCCUGCCAAUGAGACCUUGGAUCCUUUAGGACUUCACUAGCUCAGAUUCGCAUAUUGAAAGAUCACCCUGGAGCUCGGCCGCCAGCUCCGGCCUCGGCUCCCCCUCAUAGAACCCCCUCCCCGGAGUGGAGCCCACCGGAGGGUCCCACCCCCGCCCCUCUGCCCAACGGCCGCCAGAACAGCAGCCCCGGGGGGCAGCCCCCACCAGCCUGCCUCCCUCCCUCCAGCUCAGCCCUGCCAGAGCCCGCCCAGCCAUGAAUCUCUUCCGAUUCCUGGGAGACCUCUCCCACCUCCUAGCCAUCAUCUUACUACUGCUUAAAAUCUGGAAGUCCCGCUCGUGUGCCGGGAUUUCAGGGAAGAGCCAGGUCCUGUUUGCUGUGGUGUUCACUGCCCGCUACCUGGACCUCUUCACUAACUACAUCUCACUUUACAACACGUGCAUGAAGGUGGUCUACACAGCCUGCUCUUUCACCACGGUCUGGAUGAUUUACAGCAAGUUCAAAGCCACUUACCAUGGGAACCACGAUACGUUCCGGGUGGAGUUCCUUGUUGUCCCCACAGCCAUCCUGGCAUUCCUGGUCAACCACGACUUCACUCCUCUGGAUAUCCUCUGGACCUUCUCCAUCUACCUGGAGUCGGUGGCCAUCUUGCCGCAACUGUUCAUGGUGAGCAAGACUGGCGAGGCGGAGACCAUCACGAGCCACUACCUGUUUGCCCUGGGCGUCUACCGCACCCUGUAUCUCUUCAACUGGAUCUGGCGCUACCACUUUGAGGGCUUCUUGGAUCUCAUCGCCUUCGUGGCUGGCCUGGUCCAGACUGUCCUCUACUGCGAUUUCUUCUACCUCUGUAUCACCAAAGUCCUAAAGGGGAAGAAGCUAAGGUUGCCGGCAUAGCCCUGGUCCUCACCAGCCCUCUCCUUGGCAGUGUCGGGAGGCAGAGGAAGGUGACAGAAGACGAGCCUUCCAGUCCAGGGGUGACUUUUUAAAGAAUCCAUCUCUCCCUGCUCCCCAUACCCACUCCUACCGGGCUGGGGUGGGGGGCAAUGGAGGACCCAAGUCUUGGGGAGCUCAGGACCUGGGCUGUUUGUAGUUUUUUGCCUUUUAGAGAAGAAAAAAUAAAAAAUCUUUCCACUAUUUA
This is a messenger RNA of Marmota monax (woodchuck), 2142 nucleotides long. Its product is annotated as ER lumen protein-retaining receptor 1-like. The transcript has a single exon. The record is from RefSeq and is a predicted model, not a curated record. The coding region runs from base 1260 to 1898 and encodes 212 amino acids. Lineage: Eukaryota; Metazoa; Chordata; Mammalia; Rodentia; Sciuridae. Gene Ontology annotation, biological process: protein retention in ER lumen; endoplasmic reticulum to Golgi vesicle-mediated transport. Gene Ontology annotation, cellular component: endoplasmic reticulum; cis-Golgi network; membrane. Gene Ontology annotation, molecular function: ER lumen protein retrieval receptor activity.